GGAAGGGAGGGGGCGGCGCUGCCUGGGUAAACUUCCUCCUCUUUCCCGCGGUUUGUUUCUUUCCGGCAGAGUUUCUUCCUCCUGAGCUGCUAAGUUGGGCGGUGGGAGGCUUCCUUCCUUCCUUCCGGGAAGAAUCUCCCUGUUCAAUUCUGGAAUAAGUCUCCACACUGCUGGAAUUGCCUUCUUUGGGUCUUUCCAUUGGUUAAGGAAAGAACAGGAGUCCUUUGCUCCUGCACAUUCAGAGCAAGGCCGGUUAACUUGUUCAAGGUAUUUCCCUGGAAGCAACGCUACUGAGGAAGGGGAUGGAGGAGCCGAACCCUGCAAGUCUGCAGCUGGAACAAGGAACGGCAAGAGAAGCAGGGAAUGCCGGAAUCAGGGUUCAGUCCGAAUAUGUGACCGAAGAGCCAACAUGGAAAGCGCCGGAAAAAGACAAGGAUCUUCCUGGUCAAAGGAUGCAGCAGCACUGGGAAGCCCAAUGGCAGGCGUUCCCGAAGACCCUCCAUUCGCCUUCCUCGGCAUGGGGAAGCCUUUCACCGGCAGAGGAAAUGCCGUGGGAAGACGCCAAAGCGUUCCUGGCCUCCUUUGAGGAAGUGGCCAAAGCCUGUCAUUGGCCAAAGGAAGAGUGGGCAGCCUGGCUGUUGCCCGCAUUGAGCGGAGAAGCAGAGCAGGCCUUUCGGAGCCUGGAAGCCAGAGACAGGGAAGAUUAUGGGAAAGUGAAGGCAGCCAUCUUGAGAGCGGAGGCCCUGAGAGCUGAGCUGCAACGCCAGCAUUUUCGGCAGUUCUGCUGCGAAGAGGUGGAGGAUCCGCGAAGGAUUUACAGCCACGUCCAGGAGCUUUGCAGUCGGUGGCUGAAGCCGGAGAGACGCAGCAAGGAGCAGAUCCUGGAGCUGCUGGUCCUGGAGCAAUUCCUGGCCAGUCUUCCCGAAGACCUGCAAGGAUGGGUCCGAGGCGCAGGGCCAGAGACGUGUUCCCAGGCUGUGGCCCUGGCAGAGGACUUCCUUCUUGAGAGACAGCAAGAGGUUGAUUCCGCCAUGUGGCAGGAACCGUCGCAGGAUGUUGGUUCCCUAAAGGUGGAAGGGAAGUCGCCAGAUGCUGCUCAGGAACAGAUCUAUGAGGAAGCCAAGCCGGUGAAGGAUGCCGAGAUCCCUCUGCUAGGUGUUGGAAUCGGAGACCCAAGUCCUUCCAUUUCAGUGUUUCCUGCUGAAGGACAAGUUAAGACAGAAGCUGGGCUGGAUGAGGGUCUGCUGGACUGGAAAAACACAGGCGUCUCUUUGCAGAGGGUUGAGCAGACACCAUGCCAGUCAGACCAAGAGACCAUCUUCUGGCAAGUCCUACAGGAGGAGGGUGGAAAUGCCCAGCCAUUCGGUGAUGAAAAGGGAUGUUGGAAGGAGAUGAAGACAUCUUCACAGGUAGAGUCAUCACCAGCAGAAGCAUCUCAGUGGAAUUUGCCUAUGACAUCCAACAUUCAUAAGAUGAGAGAUCAAGAGUCGAAGAAGUUAAUGGAGACAGAGAGAAAACACACCAAAAGCCUUAUAGGUGGUGAUAACAAGGCCUCCACGGACAUGGGGAAGCCCAUGUUCUCCAAGUAUGGGAGGAAAUACCACAAUAUGUCAGAUGAGUUUGCUGAUCCGAACUCAAGAAAGAAAGAUACUGAAUGUCCUGAAGAUGGAGAAAGAAGUAAGAGCUGUGAGCAGUCUUUACAGAAAUACCAAGAUGUUCCUACAGGAAAGAAACUGUAUAAAUGUGCUACUAGUGAUAAUGGUUUCAAAUCUAGAACACACCUGACAAGCCACCAGCAAAGUCACACUCGACAAAAGGUAUACCAAUGUUCUCAGUGUGAGAAAUGCUUCGGCGAGAAAGGUACACUGGUAAGACACCAGGUAAUCCAUACUGGAGAGAAACCCUAUAAAUGCUCUCAGUGUGGCAAGUGUUUCACUCGAAGUUCUAGCUUGAAGGACCAUCAAAGAAUCCAUACUGGAGAGAAACCCUUUGAAUGCUCUCAGUGUGGGAAGUGUUUCACUCGGAGUUCUACCUUAAAGGACCAUCAAAGAAUUCAUACUGGAGAGAAACCUUUUGAAUGUUCUCAGUGUGGCAAAUGCUUUCAACAGAGCUCAAAUUUGAUUGUCCACCAGAGAACACAUACUGGAAAGAAACCCUAUAGAGUCUUGUAUGUGGAAGAGGCUUCUCUUGAUGAUAUCUCUGAAUAGACACCAGAAAACCCAUAGGACCUUCAUAAUGUCUCUGUCUUCCAUGAGUGGGGAGAACUGUGGUCUAAAAGGUGCACUGAUGAAACAGUAUUUGUGAAGGAUUUUGAGAUAAUGUAUACUCUAUAGUCCAUAGUCCACUACAUUGUGGGAGGGAAUUGGGGGCCCUCCUUCCUUAAGGUGCUCCCCUAGCUUCAGGUUGAAAUGGAAGACUAGAUGUCUGCUGAGAAAUAAUUAUUUUAUAAUUCAGGGUACACAGUUUCAAAGUCUAGACAAGUGGGUGUUACACAAGAGCUUCCUUUUUCUUUUUUUUUUCUUUUCUUUUUCUUUUUAGCAUUCAGCUUUUCAAAACAAUAAAUAAUGUUCUGUUAUCCUUCCACAUUUGCUGUUUAGAGGCACAGGAUCCCCAUAAAAGUGAAACGCAGAAGGUAAAACUUUAAAAGACAAAAUGAGAGAAAGUGAACUUGAUUAUGGAGGAAAUUAAGAGGAGAGAAGAACGAAUGUUAUAUGCGGGCCAUAAUACAAGUGUGACAAAAGUGGUUCUAAUGRCAUUUGGKUGUAUCCACUAUUUCAUGUAAUCACAAUCCAACUAGAAAUGGGGUCUUACUAAAAAUAAAGAGCAGUUGCCAGAAAGUA
This is a messenger RNA of Anolis sagrei ordinatus, 2840 nucleotides long. Its product is annotated as zinc finger protein 616-like. Gene Ontology annotation, molecular function: DNA-binding transcription factor activity, RNA polymerase II-specific; RNA polymerase II cis-regulatory region sequence-specific DNA binding. Gene Ontology annotation, biological process: regulation of transcription by RNA polymerase II. Lineage: Eukaryota; Metazoa; Chordata; Lepidosauria; Squamata; Anolidae. The record is from RefSeq and is a predicted model, not a curated record.